AUUCCAUCCAGAUCGAGUACUCCUCACUGGGUCUACAACCAUCCGCACUCUAGCAUCCGUUUGCAUCUACAGUACAUGCCAGUAUGCCAGUAUGCCAGCAUGUCAGUCUCCUCUGUGCUGUAUGCUGCUGUAUGCACCGUGCAUCCUCCAAAUGGCCUUCCUUCCAUUCACCCGUCUUAUGCCGCCGCUGCACUGCGUCAAGCCAACCACUCACCUCCCCCUUAACCCCCCUUCUUACUAGAGACUCGUGGCACAGGAUUUCAUGCAUAUAUUGUCUCCAAUGCUAAUGCCAAUGCCUCAACUACCUUCCUAUUGGACCGAUGUCCCCUUGGCGCUUGUAGCCCUACUCACCGGUCGGAGGGUGGUGUGUUGGAUGGUUGACCUGUCAGUCGUCUGGUGUGCGAUGAGAGGAGAGGAGAGAGUACUUCAUGGGAGCUGGUUCACUGCUUCAACACUUCACUUCACAGUUCACACACGGUAUUGUAACUACUCGAUAUACUGUGUUAUGCUAUACAGUACUAUGGGGAGAGAGGUACGGACGAGUGAGACACUUUCGUCGUCCAUACACGAAAUCAACGAACGCCACCGUGGUAGACAUACUCUAUGUACAGUACAGUACCUCUCGUGCGCACAGCCAGCCGCCCGUCACCAUUCCUACCCGAACUGUACUGUACAGAUAUCCUCAUACCCUCCUCUCCUCACUAUCAAAUGCUUCAUCAUAUCAAUCAGGCCAGUACUAUACUACGCUCAAAUACCUCACUUUCCUCCGAAUACACGCCUAUCGCGCGUGUAAUCUUACCUCGAAUAGCUCCGAACAGCUCUCCGCUCUCCGCUCUCCCCUCCCCUCCCUUCUGUGACUAAAACCCGCGCCCACCGCCGUUUCACGCUUCUCCAAUUUCCCCUCACCGUGUCUCCCUCUUAGUCUCUCUGUUUCUCCCUCCCUCCCUCCCACUUCUCUAUCUCUCUCUCUCUCUCUCUAUCUCUAUGAUCUACACACCUUCACAUACAUACAAUUAUACCAAUCUUGACUCUAUUCCCCUCUUAAUCUCUAAUCAAUCCCCUCGUCGUCGCUGUCGUGUCUCUCUCUUGCUUGAAACCCAAACCCCGUACUACUCUACUUGCAACUCUAUCUCCCAAUCCGCCAUUUUCGGUCCUACUUUCCUGCCCAACCCGCCAAAAAUCAGGCCAAAACCAGCCAAAACCAGCGAAAAGAUCCCCCGCAACCCACAAAACAAGAGGUCCCGCCGCGUCUUCCAAUAGGCCCGACCACCAAGCUACACCAAGCUACAAGCUGCAAGCUACAACUUUCCCUCUCUCUCCUCCGUACCGUACGCCCGGACUUCCGCUGUACGGAACGGGCUACAGUACAUACCAGCCUCCGUGCUGGAAGUACUCGCUCCACCACCAAAAAUUGCUCCCCUCACCUCAUCAUCGACCCCGCCAAGUGUGGCUUCAACCCCUCAGCAAUCAACGACGUUGGCUACAUCUAGCGAAAGGGCAGUUCGGCCCUUACCUCCCAGAACCAGAACCACCACCAGCAUCACCAACACCCAAAACACCCUCACUUCUCAUAAAAAUAUAGCUCUCUUCUCGGCCCUAUAUUGCUCGCGCUCAAAUCCAAUUGGCCUUGUUCGUCUCAUCUCCGUCGCCGGCAUCGUCCUAGCCCUAUUCAUCCAGUUCUUCUUCACCGGCCCCUCGAGCUUUCUCAAUUCCCCAAUAAGCUCGUCGUCUUCUUCAUUCCGCCCUCCCUCCACGAGUCCUGCACCCGCGCAAGCUGUCUGCGAGUGCCCGCACCCCUUCCUCCUCCCAACAACAGACAUCUCGAAAGUGGACAGCAGCAGCAGCAUGUCUUCUCCUCUUCAGGAAGCCGCGCAGCGCGUGGCCAAGGAGUUCGAUUACUCCGAUGAUGAGGUGUUCAAGGCGGGGAAACAUUUCAUUACCCAGAUGCAGGAGGGCCUGCUGAAGGAUGGAACCUCGAUGAGCCAGAUUCCUACAUACGUUACCGCCGUUCCCAAUGGCACAGAGAAGGGCGUCUACCUCGCCGUCGACCUCGGCGGAACCAACUUCCGCGUCUGCUCCAUCCAACUCCACGGCGACACGACCUUCACCCUCACUCAAUCCAAAGUCGCGAUCCCCAAAGAACUAAUGAUCGCCAAGACCGCCGUAGAGCUCUUCUCCUUCCUCGCCAAGCAAAUCGAGCUCUUCCUCAAAGAGCACCACGGGGAGCACUUUGAGUCUCACCUCCGCCGCCGCAACACCGUCUCCUCCCCCACCGGCUACAGAGACGAACACAUCUUCAAGCUCGGCUUCACCUUCUCCUUCCCGGUGCACCAGAUCGGGAUUAACCGCGGCACGCUGAUUCGCUGGACCAAGGGCUUUGAUAUCGCUGAUGCGGUAGGCAAGGACGUUUGCCAGCUCCUCCAGGACGCAAUCGACGCCCUCCACCUCCCCGUCCGCGUCUCCGCCCUCGUCAACGACACAGUCGGAACGCUAAUGUCGCGCUCCUACACCUCCCCCGGCAAGACCCCCACUGUCCUCGGCGCCAUCUUCGGCACCGGCACGAACGGCGCCUACGUCGAGAAACUCUCCAACAUCAAGAAGGGGCUCGAGGGCGCCUACGACGCCAAGACCGGAGAGAUGGUCGUCAACACCGAAUGGGGCUCCUUCGACAACGAACUCACCGUCCUCCCCACCACCGUGUACGACAAGGACCUCGAUACUGCGAGCGUUAACCCGGGGAUCCAGAUGUUCGAGAAGCGCGUCUCGGGGAUGUUCCUGGGUGAGCUUCUUCGGCUGGCUGUCGUGGCGCUGUAUAAGGAGAAGUUGAUCUUUACGGAUGUGGCGGCGAUUGAGGCUGCCUCGCCGUUGAAUACGCAUAGUGGGGUUGAUUCGAGCAUCCUCUCUGUUGCGGCGGCGGAUGAGACUGCUGACCUCGCGGCGCUGAGGAAGGAGAUCGAGGUACAACUCGCUGUUAAGCAAGCUAGUGUCGAGGAUGCAAAGGCGAUUAAGACUAUUGCUUACGCCAUCGGUCGUCGUGCUGCCCGCCUCUCUGCUGUGGCUGUUGGUGCGAUCGUCGUGCAGAGCGGUCGUCUCGAUACCACCUCCUCUUCUGCUAGUGGAGAGGUCUCGGAAGAUGAUAUAGUAGAUGUAGGCGUCGACGGUUCUCUAGUGGAGUUCUACCCCGCGUUCGAGGAGCAUAUGCGCGCGGCGCUUCGCAAGGUGGCGGGGAUGGGGGAGCAGGGGGAGAGGAGGGUGAGGAUUGGGAUUGCGAAGGAUGGGAGUGGAGUUGGGGCGGCGCUGAUUGCGUUGGUGGCGGAGGGGAUGGAUGUGGAUGCUUAA
This is a messenger RNA of Pseudogymnoascus verrucosus, 3339 nucleotides long. RefSeq names its product glucokinase. Gene Ontology annotation, molecular function: D-glucose binding; fructokinase activity; ATP binding. Gene Ontology annotation, cellular component: mitochondrion; cytosol. The transcript has 4 exons. Gene Ontology annotation, biological process: glucose 6-phosphate metabolic process; glycolytic process; intracellular glucose homeostasis. Lineage: Eukaryota; Fungi; Ascomycota; Leotiomycetes; Thelebolales; Thelebolaceae. The coding region runs from base 1846 to 3339 and encodes 497 amino acids. The record is from RefSeq and is a predicted model, not a curated record.